UUUAGAUCCGGUGCCGCUGGAUGCAGAGGUCUACAUUGUUCUGGAAGGAUCCACACUGGUCCAUGUCGCCAGAGCUCAGAGUGACGUCAUGCUCUGCUUUAUAGUGCCUGGACACAACCUGGCUGAGAUGGUCUCUGUCCAGGCGUACCUGAGCUCUGAAACCACGCCCCUCACCUGGGUGGGCGGAGCUUCACUGGAGUACAUCCAAGAUGAUGCUCAGGACCUUGCGGAGCACCUGGUAAUCCACGCACAUUGUCUGAGUUCCUCAGAUCACAAGGAGCUGAGAAGCCUCUUCAACGUGGGCCAGGAGAGCUCUCGCUGGGCCAUGGAUCGCCGCGUGGCCCUGGCCAUGGCCAACCUGGAUAUCCCGCAGAACUGGAAUGUACUGGGGAGCCACAGUAGAGACGAGCACAGUCCCAGGGAGUCUCCCCUCCACCUGGCCGUACGCUGGGGUCUCUGCAGGCUUGCGGAGCUGUUGCUCUGCCAGCCGGGGGGUUUGAUGGCUGUCAGUCUGCCAAACGAAGAGGGAGUCACGCCGCUGCAGCUGGCACAGACGGCGGGCAACCUCGACCUCCUGGAGCUGCUCACACACCCACCCAACCCCCUGGCCACGCCGCCCGCAGGUCUGUCCCAGGUGUGGGCAGACCGCUCCCGCUUGCUGCGGUUCUGCCACGACACUGGGAACCUGACUCUGACCGUCCGACAGAACCUGAGGUGGAGCACAGAGGAGAGUCGCCACGCUGACAUCCUGCUGCUCAGAGAGCGGCUCAGAGACCAGGACUUCCUCAGGGAGAUAAAAGCUCUAAGGAGGGAACGGGUGGAGACCAUCUUAGGGAAGGAAGAACUGGUGGAUGAUCCUUCAGAGAACGCGCUGUAUCCAGAUCUCAACCAAGGAAACUUUGCUGUUGAAGAAAAUGACUAUGAGGAUUCGCUCAUGUUUUGCCUGAACGAGGAGGACGGAGAGGACGACCCAUCCCCAUCUGAUUCUGAGAAAAGCCAGUCCAUAAGGGAGAGCCAGGCCUCCUCUCCGACUCUGGCCGCAGCUGCCCGACUGUCGGCGAUGAUACACGGCAAAGACCGAGUCUACGCCAACACCAUGCUGGUCGACCAGGUGGAAGACGCUGACAUCAGAUACCGCUCUCCAGGGGAGGAGGAGGUGAGCCCUGCGGCCCGUGUUGGCAGCCAGUGCUGGGAGUCCUUCUCCACGACGCCCCCUGACUCUGGGAACUGGUCCCAGAGCCGGCACACAUCCUCACCCCACAAUGAGCAGAGGGGAAUCCAAGGCCCCAGCCUGGAGAAUCACAGGGAGCCAUCCCCGCGCACCUCUCCCCUCUCUCCCUCUGCUGCCUCCCCGUCUUUUCCUUCCUCCCCACUGGCUUCCGCUUUCCGUUUGUUCGAAGGAGCACAGAGGCGUCACAGACAGUCGUGCCUGCCAGCGUCUCCUGCUCUGAAUCGCAGGGUAUGCAGCCUGACUGAGCCAAGCCGGGGCCUGAGUCCCAGUCUUGAGUGCGACAGUGGGGAAGAGGACAUACUGGGACAUUCCUACCCCUGCUCAUCUUUAAAGAAGCAGUCCUUCCUGCGAUCCAGCUCCGGAGAGGAGAGGGACUCUUUCGACACAUCGCCAGACUUUAACCACCACACGCACUCCAACAGCACACAGACGUCCACCAAGAACCCGGAGGAAGCCGAGGUUCGCCUGCGCUCCUACUCCUACUCCUCCCCCAAAGCAAAGCCGUCAUGGCCGCUGCUAAACCGAGACGCAGCCAUCGGCGACCUGGCAGAAGAGCACAGAGCGUUCAGCCUGACGGAGACGCCCAGAGAGAAGAGGGUUUUGGGUUUCCGUAAGCGGGCCCAGUCAGCAGAGGAGGAGAGCAGCGCAUCAGUCCAACACCUCACCCUCACAGAGUUCCUCAAAGAGAUCGAGGACGAGGAGUGGGAUAAAUACAUAAUCCCAUCGAAGACCGAGUCGGAGAAGUACAAAGUCAGCCGGACCUUCAGCUUCCUGAAGAGCAGGAUGUCCAGCACCCGCAACAAGACCAAGGUGAAGGGUAAAGAGGUGAAGGAGGGGAAGGAGAAGUCAGGAGCCGCCAACGGCCACCAGUUUGUUCCCGUGUCUCCAUCUGGUCCCGCUCUCUGUGUGGCCUGCGAUAAGUCCGUUUCUGGGAAGGAGCUGCUGCAGUGCUCCAACUGUUUCCUGAACGUCCAUAAAAACUGCAGAGAGUCCGCUGCAGCCUGUGGGAAGAAGCUGCAGGAAAGGAAUGCAUCGCUGGUGAAAAGCAAAACCUCGUCUCUCCCACAGAACUCUGUGAAAGACAACUCUCCAGCCUCCAUUUUCUCAUCUGCCUCCUCCUCUUCCUCGUCACUGCCAGCGAUGACCAGAGAGAAAAGGGAAACAGUUGCCCCUCUCACCAAAAGCCUCUCCCUCUCUAUAGACAGCAGACGGCUGAGUGACUCAGCAGCGGUGGACGGAGAGUUCAGUGUGACAGCGUGCGCCAACAGUUCACUGUCUGAUGAUGGAACACCGGUCACAGCCACUCCCCCAUCCACCGACCCGCCAAUCAUCGCACAGGAUGCUGUCGAUGCUCCUCUAUUGAGCGACUUCUCAGCUGAUUUGCUCGGACUUGAUGUCGAGUCGUGGAGUCUGGCAGUUUGUCCGGAGUUCUGUCGACUACACGAAAGGUACACGGUCAAACGACAGGAUGUUAUUUAUGAGCUAAUGCAGACGGAGCUGCACCACAUCCAAACCCUGACGGUCAUGUCCGAGGUGUUCAGGAGAGGGAUGGUAGAGGAGCUGCAGCUCGACUGGGAAUGCGUGGCCCGAAUCUUCCCGUGCUUGGAUCCCUUACUGCUCUUCCACAAGAACCUCUUCGGAGCGCUGCAGGAACGCCGACAGGCCGCAACCCAACCCGAGAACCACCGGAACUAUCUCAUCCAUCAGAUUGGAGACAUCCUGCUUCAGCAGUUCUCAGAUGAAAAUGCUGAGAAGAUGAAGCAGGUGUACGGGGAGUUCUGCAGUCACCACACUGAGGCUGUCAAUGUCUUCAAAGAGCUGCAGCAGCAGAACAAGAAGCUCCAGAACUUUGUCAGACAACAGAGCAACAACUCUCUGGUCCGACGGAGAGAGGUGCCUGAAUUCAUCCUGCUGGUCACUCAGCGCAUCACCAAGUAUCCAGUGCUGCUGGAGAGGAUAUUACAUUACACUCAGGAGGGAAGUCAGGAACACGCUGACCUGUCGCGUGCCCUGGUUCAGAUUCGUGACGUCAUCGCCGCCGUGGACCUGACUGUGAAUACGUACGAGAGGUGGCAGGAGCUGCAGGAAGUUCUGGCCCGGCUGGAGAACAAGAGCUUUGCCAAGCUGAAGAACGACAAAGUGUUUCGCAAACAGGACCUGCUCAACAAACACAGGGUUCUGCAGCACAAAGGGCUGGUCUUCUGGAAGACUGCCACAGGACGUCUGAAAGACACUCUGGCACUCCUUCUCACAGACGUCGUGGUUUUCCUACAAGAGAAAGACCAGCGCUUCAUAUUUGCUGCUGUUGACCAGAAGCCUCCAGUGAUUCCUCUGCAGAAGCUCAUCGUCAGAGAAGUGGCCAACGAGGAGAGAGGGAUGUUCCUUAUCUCCGCCUCCGCGGUGGGACCAGAGAUGUAUGAAGUUCACACCACCACCAGAGAGGAGAGGAAUGCGUGGAUGAAACACAUUCGACAAGCUGUAGAGAGGUGUCCUGAGGAAGAGGAGGAGGAGGAUCGAAGUGCUGAGUCAGAGGAGGUGAGGCGAGCUGCAGAGGCGAAGGUCCAGAAGAUCACCAAGUUCCAAGAGACUCUGUUGGUUCAGGAUCAGCGGAUCUGCACCAGCCUGGAGGAGAAGCUGCAUCUGUACGCUGAGCUCACCGAGUUAACCCUCCACUCACCAGAACCUGUGCCACAUCGCCACCUGCUGGUUCAACCAGACACAGACAGUGAGACGCUGCGGGAGGCGUCCUCGCUGCUCACAGCUGCACUCAGAGAAGCAGAGAACCUGGUCAACAUUCUCCAGGCUCGUGACGGCGUCUCUGUCCGAACUCAGAGCUCUCCUGUCCGAGGACCCGAGUGCUGCAGCUACAACAGUCACGGCAGCAGCAUCCAGGAGUCUCCCUCUGAACCCGAUUAUCUCAGCACGCUCAGCAUGAGCUCCACGUCUCUUGGAUCGGACACAGAGCUGACGGGGCUGGACGGUGUGUUGUGGAGCUCUGCCCUCGAGCUGAGGAGAGGAGACAACAAAGGGACCAUGUUAAAGGUGGCAGAGAGCGUGCAGAGCCUGACUCAGCUCCUCUACAGUCUGCAGGCUGCUGUGACGCUCCAGGACAGCUGCUAUGAAGUCCAGAAAGUCCUCCUCCAGGAGGGAGAGAGACCUCAGCUCCGAACCCUCUCCUCUCUCCAAAACAGUCUGGAGCAGGAGAAGCAGAGGAGCCUCGACAAGAAGAAAGAGGAAGUGGAAAAGAAGGGAUUAGAGAGGAAGAAAGAGGAGGUGGAUGAGGUGCAGAAGCUCCACAUGAGGCUGAAACAGGAGCAGCAGCGAUGGGACAAAGAGUGUCUGGUCAGAGAGAAACAGCAGAGUGAGCAGGAGAGCGUCCUGGAGCAGCGAGAGCAGCAGUGCCUCCUGGAGGCUGAGCGUCUCCGCUGCGAGCGUGAGGAGCUGGAGGCGCAGCUGCUGGAGUAUCAGCAGAACCUGGACAGACUGAGGGAGGGCCAGAGGAGUGUGGAGAGGGAGAAGGAACAGAUUGAGAACCAGCAGAAGCUUCUCCAGAGCUGUAAACACAGCCGCCAGAGCAGCUUGCCUGUAACAAUACCACUGGAUGGAUUCAAGGUGUCCAGCCACAGCCGAACAGGAAGUCUGGAUGGCAGCUCUUCGCUGUACGAGAACGAGGCGGCUCUGCUCGCCUCUCUCCAGCAGAAACACCCCCACCAGCCCGGGAACAACAACCAGUGUCUGCACUCCACGUCCAGGAAGAACCACGAUGGCCCCCCAAGCUCCGGCUACACCGCCAGCCUGGGCCUCAGCGCCAGCCUCUACAACAGCCUCAACGCCCUGCUGAGUCAGGCUCACAGCAAACAGCCUCCAGACAGCCUGACGUUCCCAAAGUGCAGUAACAGUCACAGCUGCCCCCUGAACGACUCCGUCCACCCGUUCAGCGGCAGGGUCACCGCGCAGCCGCAGAGGAGCAACAACAACUUCAGCCCACCGUUGGACAGGCGAUCCCUGGGUCCCUGGAGGUUUGAGGUCACAGGUCACGGACUUUGCGAGGACUACUCCUCCUCCUCCUCCCCCUCUCUUACCCCGCUCCUUCCCCCGCAGGCUUACCUCUCUCUAGAGGGACAGAACGGGGAGGAGGGAGGUGAGGAGAACAUUGUUUAUCUCUGAGAAACCAACCAAGCUUCCUGACGUAUAACUGGACCAACAGAAAUGUACUUGUUGCUUAUAUGUGUUUGUGAAUGUUUGCAUUUGCAUCCGUCUGAAUGUGACGAAUACAAAGUUCAUGUUUAAAAACCUGUAUAAUCACAUAAGGGAAUAGUUGCAAGGAGGGAGUAUAUGCCGAAAUACUGUGUGUGCCUUUAUCAGCGUAUAUCAGCCAUUAUUCCUUCUCUUCCUGCAGUGUGAUCCAGCCAUUGUGCCUUUUUGCAAAGAAGCUCUUUGUGAAUCAGCUCUUAUACUUUCACUCCCUGUGUUUUCACUUCUGCCACGAUUCGUUUUUUAAUAUCUGUCGACGCACCUUUGUGCUACAAACACUGGGACCUGAGGCGUUAGGACACGUGGAUAGAAGUUGUGCUGUGUUUUCCCGGGGGCACUUAAAAGAAAAUAUUUGAGAAGCUAAUUAUUAUUUGAGUCUAUUUAGAGAGUGCAAAUAUUUCUCCACAUCACCUUUUAAUAAUAUUUAUGAGGGAUUAUGAGCAUCUAAAAGUAAAUAAAUAUACUGACAUUAUUGUAUAAAAAUCUGAUAUAUGUAUAGUUUUAUGGAAAGGCUACCUAUGCACACUACUCUGGAAGAGGAACUUCAUUUUUCUCACACAAGUGCCAAAAAUCUUUAUCUAUCUGAUACUGUAAUUGAUUUCUGUAAAAAAAAACAAAAAAAACGGCUGUAUUUUUUUCUGUUAAUCUCCUUUUCUGAUUAUUUAUUGUUUGUAAAUUGCUUCAUGCACUGUCAACAGUAAUAAUAUGUGUGUUUGAUAUGUAUUCUAUUGUAAUCUCUGUAAUCACAACUGUGAUGUGCCAUAUUAAUGUGCUGUACAUAAAACUACUGUGGAAAUCA
Messenger RNA from Hippoglossus stenolepis (Pacific halibut), 6284 nucleotides. RefSeq names its product rho guanine nucleotide exchange factor 28-like. The record is from RefSeq and is a predicted model, not a curated record. Gene Ontology annotation, biological process: regulation of Rho protein signal transduction. The transcript is spliced from 37 exons. Gene Ontology annotation, molecular function: guanyl-nucleotide exchange factor activity. The coding region runs from base 89 to 5398 and encodes 1769 amino acids. Lineage: Eukaryota; Metazoa; Chordata; Actinopteri; Pleuronectiformes; Pleuronectidae.